Messenger RNA from Haliotis rufescens (red abalone), 1491 nucleotides. Its product is annotated as serine/threonine-protein phosphatase 6 regulatory ankyrin repeat subunit C-like. The transcript is spliced from 6 exons. Bases 327 to 1292 code for a protein of 321 amino acids. The record is from RefSeq and is a predicted model, not a curated record. Gene Ontology annotation, molecular function: protein binding. NCBI's taxonomy places the organism in Eukaryota, Metazoa, Mollusca, Gastropoda, Lepetellida, Haliotidae.
GAAAGGGACGAGAGUUGCCGAAUGUGUACUGAUCGUCACGGUGCGAAGGAAGUGUUCAGUGUCACAUGUCUGAGGUUAGGCAACAAGCCAAGGGAGUCUUCACCGCUUUCAAUACUCACGACUAGCAGUGUUGCAGUAGCAGGACUGGACAUAGGCCUGCUUCCACCGUGUUGUGGCGAGGUUGUUGGACUGGGGACUGGGGACUGGGGACCGUCAGUGUUUAAGUCAGGUUGUCGCCGCCUGGGGACACUGGCGACCCGGAUCUGUGGACAGUGGGUGGAGAAACCCGAUCCGGGUGAGAUCGACAAGCAGGUGCCACUCUCAGGAUGGAGGCUGCGGCAGGAGGGGCGACCGGGAAGGAGAAGCAGGACGCAGGUCCAGCCACUAACUGCAUAUUCUGCAUGACUGACCCAUCUGGAAGGAAAGGGUGGGAAACACGGUGGCUCGUCACAGCCGUGCCCGACAAAGUGAUGUCUCCACCGCCCGUCAGCGCAUUCACAGAGCUAGGCUCUCAGAUGAAGGAACAAUUCCUUGCUUCACUGGUCGCUGCCUGGAAGGGAAGCAUGGUGUUCUGUUUUGUACACCAGUCCCAGGAAGAUGCUAUAAAUAUGAUAAUAAGGCACUCCGAGGUGAAGCGGGUCAUCCUACACUUCCUGCAGACAGUGGACCCAUCAUUGAGGGACAUUCGGAUGGAGGUUGAACUGCGGGAGUUGGGUCGGCCAGCGGAGCAGACAGCACAGAAGUCAGCCUCCAGUAACCCGAGCGAGAGGGAAGCAGGGAGCCCUGGAACUUCCCAGGAGUCUGAUCUUCCCGCCACCAGCAGGGAGGAGGAAACACAGGAGUCUGGGACCCCCCUAGGACGGAGCUCUGACACACCAGCGACACCGACCCCCACAUUCAGAGACCCCAAGGCAGACUCCGACCUCCAUGAAGCCUGCUGGAAGGGGGACCUGGCGGCUGUGCAGCGGAUCCUGACGGCAGGUCGGGCCGACAUUAACUGUAGAGACGAGAGUAAGGGGACACCGGUUAUAGGGGCAGCACGGGGGGGACACAGAGAAGUAGUGGAGUUCCUUGUGAGUGAAGGAGCUGAUGUGUCGCUGGUGGACUGUGACGGUAACAACACCCUUCACUUCGCAUGUAUGGCUGGAGAUGUAGAGAUGGUGAAGUUUGUCCUGUCACUGAACGUGGUGGUCAUCGACACCAGGAAUAACUACUGGCAGACAGCGACCGACAUGGCGAGACUCUGGGGACAUCAGCUCGUGAUGGAUCUGCUGGAGUCCCGUGGCGCUUAGUGACGUCGGUGUUUGUGUACACGCUGAAGGAGGACAUGUUGUUACUGACAGUGACAUGGUGUGUGCUGUUCAAAAUCGUCAUGAGUUAUAUUUCAGGCUUAAGGUGUAAAUGUUUGUUUAAGUGUAAAUGUAGAUGCUGUGUGAUUACUGAUUGGUAUGUAAAGACUACAUCUUGUGAUAUAAAUCUGUGUCAAUUGUG